Messenger RNA from Prosopis cineraria, 2505 nucleotides. RefSeq names its product TMV resistance protein N-like. Gene Ontology annotation, molecular function: ADP binding. The record is from RefSeq and is a predicted model, not a curated record. Bases 90 to 2378 code for a protein of 762 amino acids. Gene Ontology annotation, biological process: signal transduction; defense response. The transcript has 6 exons. Lineage: Eukaryota; Viridiplantae; Streptophyta; Magnoliopsida; Fabales; Fabaceae.
UCUUGUACGUUUACACUGUGUUGACAUUACCAGCAACAAAUCUAGAUCUCUCUCCUACUCCAUGUAACUGAUCAUGCUCCAGUUUUCCCAUGGAUUUCCAGAGCAGACUAUCUCCUUCUUCUUCGAUCUGGAAAUAUGAUGUGACUUUAACUUGCUGUGGUGACUUACCUUACGAUUUUUAUCCAUGGCUUUGGAAAAAUCUACUAAAAGAAGGUUUAAGAACCCGAAAUUGUUGGUACGAUCGCAAAGUCUUUUUUAUCGAUCAAUGGUACGAGCCACUCAAAGAAAUGAAGGAAUCCCAGAUUUAUAUGGUCGUCUUCUCAAAAACAUAUGCUAAAGCCGAUACAGAUUGCUUGAGGGACCUGGCAUCAAUGUUUGAGUGCAUGAAGGUUUCAUCGCGGCGACACAGUUUUCUGCCAAUUUUCUUUGAGGUCGAUCCCUCUCAAGUCAAAACAUGGCUAGCUCCGUAUGAGGCACUACUGAGCCAUAGCCAAGAUUUGGUCAUACGAAAUAACGGAGAUCAAACUCGAGUUAUGAAAGAAAUAAUUGUGAAGGCAAAACAAAUAUUGCUGGCCAAUGAAAGAGAUACUUGUCAGACGGAUUUUCAGAGCAAGCCGCCGCCCUCCUCCUCCUCCGAGUGGAUAUGGCCAUGGCCAUGUGAUGUGUUUAUAAGCUUUGAUACUGAGUCUGACGACUCUUGCUCUUUCGUUGAAUUCCUUUCGCAUGCUCUUAUCAGCAAUGGUUUCAUUACCGCUUCUUCAAAUUCCUUUGCUCGAGGACCGUUGGACAAAUAUGAGCUUUAUAUGGUUGUCCUUACAAAAAGCUAUAUUUGCUCAACACGAUCCUUGCAGGAACUGGCAAGGAUGGUAGCUCAGUGCAUCGACUCACCUGUACGCAAAUUUGAUACUGAUCCACCUCAGCAGAUACUCGUGCCGAUCUUCUUCGGAAUCCAGCCCUUUCAAGUAACUGAUAUUGAUAGCUUCUUCCAGAAUAGCCGCUUUCUUGAACAUAUAAAACACUUGGAACUAAAUGUAGACAAAGUAAUGACACUAUUGACCCAACGCCAAGAUUUGGUAGCACCACAUGAUCAUCUAAAAGAUCAAGCGCGAUUUAUUAGUAAAAUUGUUGACAAGACAAUUAAUAUGUAUGAUGGCUAUUAUUGGCAGCCAUCGCUUCGCUUUAUUGAUGGAAUUGCCAAGAAAGUUGACAUAUCAGAUGAAAUAGCUACAGUAGGGAUAGGAUCUCAUCGAGUAUCAAAAUUAAUAGAGCUUCUGGUUUUAGGGUCAACAGGUUUUGUUCGAAGUGUAGGGAUCAGUGGGAUGGGUGGAAUAGGGAAGACAGCUCUGGCCGGAGAUAUCUUUAACAAGAUCUCUCACCAUUUUGAUUCUACCUAUUUCCUCACUAAUCUGGAUACACAUUAUGCCUCCAAGUUCCUUCCAGAAGUACUUCUUCGAAUAACUCUAGGAGAAGAAUAUGUACUUUGUGUACACAAUAUAGAAACUAGUCUGAGAAACCAUAGGAUUCUUGUAGUCUUAGAUGAUGUUGAUGACCAUGAAUCAUUGAAAGAGUUUUUGAUUGGAUCACGUGACUGCUUCGGAGGAGGAAGUAGAAUUAUCAUAACAAGUAGAGAUGAGCGAGUCCUUGGAGAGCUUGGAGUAGAUGAAAUUCACAAGGUUAAACUAUUGAAUCAAAAUGAAGCUCUUCGACUUCUCUGCAAAACAGUUUUCAAUUGUAAUUUUCCAAUGAGAGGUUAUGAUAAGGUGGUCCUGGAUGCCCUCAAAUAUGCCGAUGGUCUUCCAUUAGCAAUCAGAUCAUUAGGUUCGUUGUUGCGAGAUCGAAGCGUCUCAGAAUGGCAGAGAGAGUUGGAAAAGUUGGAAAUGGUUCCUGAUUCUUCAGUACUCAGUGUUCUUAGAAAAAGUUUUGAUAAACUCGAUGGUAUAGAAAAGGACAUGUUUUUGGAUAUUGCUUGCUGUUUUGCUGGAGAGGAGAUUGAUUAUGUGAAGAAAAUUCUUGGGAUCCAGUAUAAAUUACCUUUGGUGGAAACGAGGAUCGGCUUUCUUAUUGAUAAGUCACUGAUAAACGUCUCAGGUCUUAGAAUAAAAAUGCAUUAUAUGCUGCAACAGUUGGGAAAAGACAUCGUUCGACGAGAAUCAACUAGACCUGGAGAGAGGAGUAGGGUAUGGCGAUUUGAAGAUUUUUGUCAUGUUAUGGAGGCAAAUACCGGAACUGAGUAUGUCAAAGUCAUAGUGCUUUCAAAUCAAGAAUAUCCGCGGAGGACGACAUCGAUAAGCAUCAAUGGUUUGUCAAAAAUGAAUGGACUUAGAGUCCUUAUAUUUCAUAACUUGCACUUUUGCAGGAAGCCUCAGUCGUCUGGCUGACAAAAUAUUUUAUCUGUCGUGGCAUCAAUAUCCAUUUACUUGUUUACCAUCAAGUUUUGAGCCAGAAUAUCUUGUGGAAUUGAUUCUGCCAGAUAGCUGCAUCACGCAACUAUGGAGAGACAUAGAG